GAACCUCUGUCCUCCCCCUGCAGCAUGAACAUCAUUGCAUUGGCCCAUUAAUACCAGACCCCCAUCGGUUCACCUGGAUGGGGUUGGUAGACAAUACUUUUCAUAUUCAGCUCCGCUGGCAAGCAGGGGGUUAAUUCCCCAGCGCAAACUUCUGUUUCUGAAAUACUGUUCCAGGCUGCGUGUCAAAUGCAGGUUUGCUUUCUGGAAUUACUGUCCUGGCUUUUUUAUCAGCUCUGAGUCUGAGCUGUCCACCCCCAGAAUCCAUUUCCUGAGCACACGACCCAUUUUAAAGGCCAUCGUGCAUGUCUGUGGAGCUCCUUGCCAUAGCUUGGCGGUUGCAGUGGUGAGAUGGUUGACGAGCGUGUGCAGAAGUGUAUGGAAGAGCCAGGACUCUAGUGCACUGAGGCAGAUACCGCCCUGCCUAAAAGAGCAUCAAAUGGUUUCUGCUGAAGUGGGGAUGGCUCCUUCGACCUCUGCACCUUGGCAUCGGCCAGCGACAUCCGUGGUGGGCUCUGUGUCUGUGGAACAGUGCAGCUGUUGAAUCCCUGCCCUGCGGCAAUGCAAGUUGUCAUUCUGAUGAGAAGUAGGGACAGGGGACAUUCUGCAUGUGAGGCUCCUUCAGAACAUGGAGAAGAAGUAACCAUUGGAGCUGGAGGAUUGAGGCAUUUCUGGGAGGAAAGAGACCGAGAUGGACUAGGCAGACAUGGAUCAAAUGGAAGGACUUUCUGCAGACAGAAUCAAGGGCUCUCUUUCAUCUGACGAAGAGAAGUGUGGUAGAUAUAAAUACAUUGUGGGAUUUUUAUACCUUUUCCCUCUGGUGGCUUUGUUGGCUACUCUGAAAGAUCCAGUUGGAGCUGCAGCUCAGAAAUCUCAGGAAGAUGCCAUAUCGCCUGGCUUUCGGGGGGUGAGUGCCCCAGCUCUCCCACACCUACCCCGUACACGGAGAAAACGAUACACACUUACACCAGGGCAGCUGAAAUGGGACCACUUCAACCUGACGUACAGAAUCGUGUCCUUCCCGAGAAACCUCAUUAAUGAAAGUGACACACGGAAGGGGGUGGCAGCUGCUUUCCGAAUGUGGAGCAACGUUUCACCAUUCAACUUCAAGGAGGUGCCACCCAACUUGUCUAGUGACCUGGAAAUAGGCUUCUAUUCCAUAAACCACACUGAUUGCCUGGAGUCACUCAUCCAUCAUUGUUUCGAUGGGACAACAGGGGAGCUUGCCCAUGCUUUCUUCCCCAAAAAUGGAGAAAUCCAUUUUGAUGACCAUGAAUAUUGGAUAUUGGGAAACACCCGGUUCAGCUGGAAAAAGGGUGUUUGGCUUACAGACCUCGUACAUGUAGCAGCUCAUGAAAUUGGACAUGCCCUGGGACUCAUGCACUCCCUGAACUCUAAUGCCCUGAUGCACAUCAAUGCCACUUUAACUGGGAAAAAGACCAUCUCCCAGGAUGACAUGUGGGGGAUUCACAGACUCUAUGGCUGCACAGACAGACUAUUCGUAUGUCCAUCAUGGACUCGGAAAGGUUUCUGUGAGACUCGUAGGAAGUUGAUGAAAAAGCACUGUCCGUCCAGCUGUGAUUUCUGCUAUGAAUUCCCUUUUCCAACAGUAGCACCAACUCUUCCUCCACUCAGGACGAAAACCAAGAUUGUUCCUGAAGGCAGGAAUGUCACCUUUCGCUGUGGACAGAAGAUUAUUCAUAAAAAAGGCAAAGUUUACUGGUAUAAAGACAAGGAGCUUCUGGAAUACUCAUAUCCAGGUUACUUAGCCUUAAAUGAUGACCACAUGAGCAUUAUUGCCAAUGCAAUUAAUGAAGGAACCUAUACCUGCAUUGUGAAGAAAAAGCAAAGAAUCCUGACUACCUAUUCCUGGAGGAUUAGGGUUAGACACUAACAAGGGUCUUGAAUGAGGACAUCAGUUACGGCUAGUUGUUUCAGACAAAAAUCCCAUCUUCUUCCGCAUUUUAUGUUUAACCUCCAGCAGAGCAACCCAGCAUAGAACUCAGCUGCUACCCGGGGAGGGGCAAGAAAGUUGAUCAUUGGAAAAAUUUCUCUAAUGUCCAAGAGUUUACUAUCAAGCAAAAGAGGGGAAAAAAAUCUUAAAGCCAAGAUUACCCAGGUAAUUGUAGAUCAUUUAGAAUAAAAAUGGGUCACCAGCUUGAUGUUGCAAUAGCUUUGGAUAUAUAUUGGAAACAAAAGGACUGGUUAAUGUUCCAGGGUUUGUCAAGCAUUUCUUUGUACUUUAACUUUCUAAAAUGCCAAUAUAUGGCAGCGGGGCUUGAAACAAAAGACUAAUCCCUGGCUAUAUUCUACAUGGAUGCUGUUAUUUGAGCACUCAUUCUAGAGUUAGACCUCCUUCAGUUUUUCCAGGGAAAAUUUCUCUAAUUCCAAAUGUUACAUAACUAAAAUAGCCAGGGAAUGCGUCUUCCCCCUGUAAAUGUUUCUGUGAUUUGUAUUUAUCACAAUGUGUUGUUUACCUCUGUCUGUAGCUUCCAAGCCUGCAUCAGAUGUCAUUCUUAGAUAACAAGUUACCAAUAAAUCACUAAAAUAAC
This is a messenger RNA of Caretta caretta (loggerhead turtle), 2549 nucleotides long. It is a transcript of the gene MMP23B, whose product is annotated as matrix metallopeptidase 23B. NCBI's taxonomy places the organism in Eukaryota, Metazoa, Chordata, Testudines, Cheloniidae. Gene Ontology annotation, biological process: proteolysis; extracellular matrix organization; collagen catabolic process. Gene Ontology annotation, cellular component: extracellular matrix. Gene Ontology annotation, molecular function: zinc ion binding; metalloendopeptidase activity. The record is from RefSeq and is a predicted model, not a curated record.